Molecule: messenger RNA, 1338 nt
Organism: Pseudogymnoascus destructans
Lineage: Eukaryota; Fungi; Ascomycota; Leotiomycetes; Thelebolales; Thelebolaceae
Exons: 2
Coding region: 317-613 (98 amino acids)
Source: RefSeq, a predicted model, not a curated record
CCGAAUAUUAUGUCUUAUGAUUUGAGAAUAUCUGGAUUUUGUUGUUGACUGAUGGGCAAGGCUUGAGGCCUUGCUUGCUUGCCUUGGAGCCUGGGCAUGUGUAAACCACAUAAAUGUCGUGACAGCCCGGAGAAUUUCCCUCCUUUCAAUAUUGUCUAACGUUUUACAUCUUCAGCGGGAAUUCAUUGGGUUAACACAAAAUCUUCAUUCAUCAUGUGGUGGUGAAAAAGUGUGAAGUUUGAUCCGGACCAGGACAUUGAGGAUCUCUCAGAAGGUUAUCUUGGUUACUGGAGGCAACAAUGGCCUGGGCAAGGAGAUGGUACUGCGAUUAGCAAAGCACAACCCCAAAUGCAUUUAUUUGGGCACACGAUGCCUAGAGAGAGGAGAGGCAGCGCUCAGUGAUAUCAAAUCUGAAGCGUCAGAUUCCAAUGCCAAACUACUCGAGAUUCACAUGGUCUCAUUCGCCUCUAUCGAGUCGGCCGUAGCUGUGGUCAAAGCCGACUUUGAGAGACUCGAUACAACAAAGCCGGAAUCUCAAACCUUCCCUCUGAUGUCACAAAAGACGGUUAUGGGCUACAAUUCGGGACGAAUCACAUGGGUCACGCCCUUCUAACGAAGCUUCUCCUGCCCACAAUGUUGAAGACAGCAGAGUCAGCACCCACUGGGCAGUGCGCAUAGUCAACAUCAGCUCCGACGGGCAUUACCAUGCCACUGAGAAGGGAAUCGACUUCGACGAUUUCAACACUGGGAACAAUUGGACGUGAUAUGCCUGGUCCAAGCUGGCAAACAUUCUUCACGCGAAGGCGCCCGCGAAGCGGUAUCCGAGCAUCAUCACCGUCGCUGUUAGUCCUGGCACUGUGCAGGCUAAUAUCUUUGAGAAGAUGAACAAUCCGGUCUUGAACGUCUUAAUCGCGUUGUUUGGUUGGGCUUCUUUGGUAACUAUACCAGAGGGAUAGCACCUGGAAUUGAGCCAGGGAUUUAUUAUGAUGAUGUCCAACGGCUUUGACCUUGUUUCGACCGAAGGACGGAUCAUACGUUCCCUGGUAGGCAGUCUCAAUGUGUCGCACAACCGGGAAAUCCUACAAAUAAACCUUGGAUCUUAAUUCAGGCAGUCUAGCAUACCUAGGGGGCUCUGCUCUACAUGUCUUGCACCUCUCUGCAUUUGUUUACUGGCUUUAACUAGAAAGGGGGUCGGUGCAUGCUUUUUUUGGCCCUGUAGGUUUCUCGUCCAUUCCAGUACUACAGUAGCAAUAUUGUAAUUGUAUGCAUCCAAUCCCCAAACGUACCUUUAUUACUCUCCGUAAAAGAUUUAAUCGAUGUGACGCUGUAACUGGCUAU